AUGCCCGUCCGGGAGCAUGACCAAGCUGACCGACAGGGCUCUGAGAGCUCUGGAAAAACCAGCUGGAUAUCACAAGAGACAGUGCGGGAUAACGAGGAACCACCAAGGAAUCUGACUAAAUCAGCCUCUACCGGCCGUGAUGGUCGUGAUGCGGAGCCGUUCCCCGGCACUUUGAUGGCCAGGUCCGGAUCGUCUCACGCUCCGAGGAUCGACUGGGGGUCUUCACAUUGGUCAUGGAGUUCACCGGAUAUUUCGCCUACCGAAGAACGGAAAGGUUCUGGCUUUAGCAAGGAUCGAAAAGCGCUUGCAAUUCUAGGAGCCGGUGAGGAUUUUACUCGACCUCAUCAUUCCAGCCCGCAUCCCCCACCCAUAAACCCGGCUCGCUCUAGUCGAGAAGGACUUGAAUCUAUUGCCCCAUGGGCUUCUACGGCUGGCUCAGACGGAGCUGGAACCUUUUUCAAUGACUAUUCCGAGCAUGAGGCAUCUCCAGCGUCUGCGACGUUUCGCCCUACGACAGGGCGAACAUUCGCCAGUGAACCGGCCGAUAUGGAUUACAACCGAGACCAUCGGCGACCAUCUACUGCAAGCAUGACGAGCAGCCAAGGAUCCAAAUCGAGUCUCAGUCAUAAGCCAUGGAGAAAGAAGUCUAAAAUAGCGACGGAUGAAUACACCGCUUCUGACGAGGCAGAGGAUAGCCAGCAAAACGCACCAAGCCGACGAGGAGGACCUAUUGACCAGUUGAAGGCCCGCGAACGGGCGAAUUCUGAUGGAUCAGACCCGUCCCAGCGGCCCUCACGACCACGGCCCGAAACGCCCCUGCCAUCAAGUGACAUCACGCCCUGGGUGUAUCAAAAUAUCAAAGAUGUUUCCCACUAUGGGGAAGCCCCUGUGCGCCAGGUACCUAUUGGGCCUGACGGUCAACGGAUCGAAUCUCGCGCUGGAACGCAUUCUGGAACCCGGGAGUCUAGUCGACGCGGGGCCAAUGGACAUCGGCAUUCUCGAAGUAAAGAAGAAAGGCCCACUCUUGCCGGUGAUCUAGCUGGGUACCAUCGGCCCUCUGGCGGACGCGAUGAUCUCUUCCUAGGGCUCAAGCCUUCUAACGAGAGCUAUUUGAACUCGUCCACCGCUAUGAGCUCAGUCACUAAUCUUGGUGGUCGAUCUGCGAGCCCGACGCCAAGUGUACAGAGCGCCAUCUACCGCGACAGUGGCCAAAGCUCUCCGGGCGGCCCAUCAACUAAACGUGGAAUUUUUGACAGGGUGGCAAGACAUCUGAAGCCGGGAUCACAUAAACCACAUGAGAAGACAAAGCGCGACCAGUCCCCCAACCGGCGUAGACAGCCCAGCCUAGAAGGAGCUUCUACCCCUCGUCAUAUGGACGCAGCGGAGGCAGACAGGAAGAAAGAAUCUGGCAAAGGUCUUGGAAUUGGGGCCCGCAAAUUUCCUCGGCGCGGCUUUACUCAUCUGGGAGAACUGCCUAAAGAUGGUCCAUCUCAAAGAGAUGAUAGUCAUGUUUUCAAACUCAACACCGAUCUCUCCGAUCUCAUUGGUAUUGUUCGCACUGAUCAAGGGCUGGUAAAUCGCGGCCCAGACGGCACAAUCACGCCGCGCGAAGAAGUCAGUCAACCUGACAUGAUGCAGCAAGAUCAGAUUGCCGACGACAGCUGGCACGCCCCUGAUAGUUGGCAAGUCAAGAAACAGCAAAACGAUAUGGAGAUGGAAGCCCAAGAUACCGCGCCGAAACCCACUACAGGUCUUCGUGAUCGUGACGGACCUUCUUAUUUCAUCCGGGUCUUCCGUAUUGACCACACCUUUGCCACACUUUCUGCCGGUGUGAAUUCGACUGUUGCUGAGAUUCUCUACAUGCUUGGUCGAAAAUCUUUCUUAUCUGACCAUCUGAAUAAUUAUGAGAUUGUUUUGCGGACGAAUGAUUUGUCCCGACAACUUGACCAUAAAGAGCGCCCAAUCCUCAUGCAGAAGCAGCUCCUGGAGAAGGUCGGCUACACCGAGAAAGACCGCAUAGAGGACAUUGGCCGCGAGGACCAUAGCUAUCUUUGUCGUUUCAUUUUCCUACCUACCAAAUUGAGUGGCUAUACGAGUCUGGAAGCCGAUCCCGGCUUCAGCAAGAUGCAGAAGUUCAGCCACGUUGAUCUUCAAGGUCGAAGCCUUGUCACCAUUCCCAUCACUCUCUACAAGAAGUCUUCGGAGAUAAUCUCUCUAAACUUGUCCCGCAAUCUUUCUCUGGAUGUACCGAAAGACUUUAUCCAAAGCUGCAUCAAUCUGCGCGAGAUCAAGUUCAUUGGCAACGAGGCCACAUAUCUGCCCACGAGCUUUAGUUUGGCAAGCCGAUUGACUUACCUGGAUGUCUCAAAUAACUUCUUGGACCAGUUGGAACAUGCGCACCUUGACCGACUCACCGGUCUUGUGAGCAUCAAGCUGGCAAAUAACCAGUUGACAAAACUGCCCAGUUAUUUUGCAAAGUUCCAAUCUCUUCGAAGUUUGACCAUGUCUUCAAAUGGGUUCAAAGUUUUCCCAGAAUUUCUCUGUGAGCUUAAAAGCCUUGUUGAUCUGGAUAUCAGCUUUAAUGGUAUUGAAGAGCUGCCGAAUAUUGGCCGAUUGACCACACUGGAGCGAUUGUGGAUGACGAAUAACAACAUGAGUGGUCCACUUGACCAGUCCUUCCAGAAGCUUGUCAAUUUGAAGGAGAUCGAUGGACGGUUCAAUGCAAUCUCAAACAUUGACAGCCUCUCUCGGCUUCCAAGACUAGAGCAAGUUUUCUUUGGUCAUAAUUUGGUUUCCAAGUUUAAGGGAGCAUUUCCAAGACUGCGCAGUCUGCACCUGGAUCACUGCCCCUUGACUCAGUUUGACAUUGAUGCACCAAUGCCUACUCUAUCUACGCUGAACCUUGCAUCCGGCAAACUCUCCCAAUUUCGUGACGGGAUGUAUGAGAACAUCGCUAAUAUUUCCAAAUUGAUCCUGGAUAAGAACCACCUUUCGUCAGUUUCGAUACAAAUUGGGAAAUUGCGUCGUCUCGAACAUUUCAGUAUCAUCAAGAAUCCUCUCUCCUCUUUGCCUGCCACCAUUGGAUGCCUGACCGAGCUUCGAGAAUUCAAUGCCAGAGAGUGCAAUUUGAAGGCUCUGCCUGAGGAGAUAUGGCAUUGCUCCAAGCUAGAAACACUUAAUGUGUCAACCAAUAUCCUUACAACUUUCCCAAGGUUCGGUGCACCAAUCCCACUGGUGCCUGGAGAACCUCCCCCAACCCCUGUUUCAACCCCUGGAGUGACAGGUAACCCUAGCUAUGAGGAGCUGGGACCAUUGAAUGAAAAGGACUCUCGCAGGCCAAGUGAAAGUUCCGGUGGGCCUCCUGCAUCUGGUACCUCGCCAAGUGGUUCCUAUCGCAACCCCUCGAUCGUUCCAUCUGUUGGUCAAUCUAGGAAAGUUUCAGCAGCAUCACGAUCAGCCAACACUGAAGGAACCUCGAACUCUAGAAAAGACUCUUACUUUUCUCAACAAGGAACAGCAAUCACGUUUGCAGGCUCUCUUCGAAAUCUGCACCUGGCGGAUAAUCGUUUAGAGGAUGAUGUGUUCCGGGAAUUGAUCCGUCUUCCUGAGUUGCGCAUUGUCAAUCUCUCUUAUAAUGAAUUGACCGAGGUGCCUUCAGGUGUCCUCAAACGUUGGCCAUUGAUCUCCGAGCUUUACUUAUCUGGAAACGAGUUGACCUCUCUUCCAUCCGAUGACCUGGAAGACAUAAAUCAACUCAAGGUUCUCCAUAUUAAUGCAAACCGUUUCCAGGUUCUACCGGCGGAGUUGUGCAAGGUUAGCAAGCUCUCCAUUCUGGAUGUGGGGAGUAACGGUCUUAAAUACAACGUAUCGAACUGGCCCUAUGACUGGAAUUGGAACUGGAACCGCAGCCUGAAGUACUUGAACUUUUCAGGAAACAAGCGACUUGAGAUCAAACCCAAUAUUUCAUCUAUGGGCCCAACUGCUAGCAAUGGUGCAGACCUCACUGAUUUCACAUCCCUGACUCACCUGCGAGUUUUGGGAUUGAUGGAUGUGACUCUCACAAUUCCAACUAUUCCAGAGGAGACCGAAGACCGCCGUGUCAGAACAUCUGCUUCGCUCGCUGGCUCCCUCGCCUACGGAAUGGCGGAUACACUGGGUCGAACCGAACAUCUUUCAAUCAUUGAUAUGAUUGUUCCGCGUUUGAAGCCAGACAACGUUGAGACGUUGGUCGGUAUGUUUGAUGGAAAUAUCAACUCGAGCGGAGGUUCUCGAGUUGCAAAGUACCUGCAUGAGCAUUUCACGCCUACUUUCUCCCAUGAGCUCAAAAAGCUUCACCGGGACCAUGGUGAAACUCCUAUUGAUGCCUUAAGACGGGCUUUCCUAGCCUUGAAUAAGAAUAUGGCAGGUUCAGCGUACAGAUCGAUUGAUGAUCGUGAGCUUCGGCAGUACCAUCGCGGAUCUAAUGCUUCUAAGCAGCUCAACCAAGAUGAUAUCCAGUCUGGCGGAGUUGCAACCGUUUUGUAUUUGAACAACAUGGAGCUGUAUGCUGCCAAUGUUGGUGAUGCACAGGCAAUUCUCGUCAAGUCAGAUGGCUCGCUUCGUUAUCUCACCAAAGUUCACGAUCCCGCCGACGCGACUGAACGAGCUCGCAUCCGUGCCGCAGGAGGAUUCGUGGCCCGCAAUGGCAAACUCAACGAUUCCCUCACUGUGUCCAGGUGCUUUGGUCAUUUCCCGAUGAUGCCGGCUGUUAUUGCCGCCCCUUCUACAAUGCAUACUACCUUGACAGAGCAAGACGAGAUGGUUGUCAUAGGCUCAAAAGAGCUUUGGGACUACGUGACGCCCGAACUUGUUGUUGAUAUCACCAGAGCAGUGUACCCGGAUCUAAUGUUUGCUGCUCAAAAACUUCGAGAUUUAGCCAUCUCAUUCGGUGCUACCAAUAAGUUGAUGGUGAUGAUUCUCGGUGUGAGUGAGCUUCAAAAGAAGCAAAAGAAAUGGCCGCGGCCGAGUGUGUCCUUGGGACCCUCUGCUUUCCCAGAAGAUCAACUCAUCACAUCCAAGCUUCGCAAGAAGCCUCGCGAUAUUCCCAGUGACUCCCGCCUUGCGCGAUUUGAUUAUGUGGAUGCUCCCAUCGGCGAACUGGCCAUCAUUUUCACAGAUAUCAAAAAGUCAACCGGCCUCUGGGAGACAUGUCCAGAUGCCAUGCGUUCGUCUAUCCAGAUCCACAAUGAUAUUCUUCGACGACAACUCGGCAUCAUCGGCGGCUAUGAAGUCAAAACUGAAGGUGAUGCUUUCAUGGUGGCAUUUUCAACAACGACUGCCGCCAUGUUAUGGUGCUUUAACUGUCAAAACCAGCUUCUCGAAGCUGAAUGGCCGACUGAGAUCCUCGAGCAGCCUCAAUGUCAGGUUGUUCUGGAUAUGGACAAUAACAUCAUCUUCCGCGGUCUAUCUGUUCGCAUGGGAGGACAUUGGGGUGAACCAGUCUGUGAAAAGGAUCCAGUGACCAAUCGUAUGGAUUACUUUGGCCCUAUGGUGAACCGUGCGUCUCGAGUUUCCGCUGUCGCCGAUGGCGGCCAGACCUUUGUAUCCUCCGACUUCAUGAGCGACAUUCAGCGCAAUCUAGAGGUCUUUGCAGAUGCCGAACGUUCUGCAUCAACCAGUUCUACCGACAGCCAAUCGCGAGUUGAUAGUCUUGGUCACAAUAUUCGUCGUGAACUGCAGCAACUCAAUAGCCAGGGCUUCGUGAUCAAAGACCAGGGUGAGAGAAAACUGAAGGGCUUGGAGAAUCCAGAACCGCUCUAUCUUGUUUACCCACAUUCGCUAUCUGGCCGUUUGGCCGCUCUUGAAGAAGCCAAUGAUGCAGGUGGUCCGGCUCAAGUAACGUCCAAUUCAGAAUUGCAGCUCAAGACCGAUUUGAUCUGGCGUCUUUGGGAGGUUACCCUUCGAUUAGAACGCAUUUGUGGUGCCUUGGAGAAUCCACUUGACCCACAACUCAGAGAGCCUAAUGUUGCUCUGUUCAACAUGGUCAAAAAUCAUGGUGGUGAAUUGAAUGAUUCCACGGUGAUCAGCCUGGUAGACCAACAGGUCACUAGGAUUGAGGCAACUAUCAACACCCUUUCCGUACGAAACUUGAUGCGUCCCUUCAAACCGGGCGAUCGUCUUGAAGACCAUGCCGUCCCCAUCGGCGAAGUGAUGCAACAAUUGCAAACUCAAAUGGCCGAAUACCGCGCCUUGAAAGAGCAGAUGGCCAACGGGAGUGCAGGCAUUCCCGUCGGAUCACCUCCGUUCGGCGGCACCCCUAUUAUGCAUGCCUCCGACAGUGUCGACAGCAACGCCACGUCCUCCGCCUCUUCCUCUUUUCUUCAUCUAUCUAGGGCAGCGGAUAACCCUCGCCCCCUCGAUAUUCAUCGGAACGGUCAUUGA
This is a messenger RNA of Penicillium verhagenii, 6420 nucleotides long. RefSeq names its product adenylate cyclase acyA (gene acyA). Bases 1 to 6420 code for a protein of 2139 amino acids. Gene Ontology annotation, biological process: cyclic nucleotide biosynthetic process; intracellular signal transduction. Lineage: Eukaryota; Fungi; Ascomycota; Eurotiomycetes; Eurotiales; Aspergillaceae. The record is from RefSeq and is a predicted model, not a curated record. Gene Ontology annotation, molecular function: protein binding. The transcript has 3 exons.